Trypanosoma theileri is the source of this 1482-nucleotide messenger RNA. RefSeq lists its product as uncharacterized. The transcript has a single exon. Bases 1 to 1482 code for a protein of 493 amino acids. The record is from RefSeq and is a predicted model, not a curated record. NCBI's taxonomy places the organism in Eukaryota, Euglenozoa, Kinetoplastea, Trypanosomatida, Trypanosomatidae.
AUGACAAUUGGAGCAACUGUGCGAAGGAAGACAGUAGCUGCAGCCCGUCAAUGGCGGAAGCUGCAUUUUAAAACACUUCGGAAACAACUACUAACACCACAUGCUGGUGAAAUACGGUUACCAUUGGUUUCCCGGGAAAUUGACCAGGCGCCCCAACCCACAAUAACUAUAAAAGUGGAAACAAAUAAUGAAGACUUGUUACGACAGUGUCAACUAGAAUAUUUUGGAUUUUUUCAUCCUAUUUCCACAAAUAAUUCAAUUAAUUCUACUAACAGUGAAAUUUGUAUUCAUGUUGGACCCCCAAAAUCUCUUGGAUGUCCUUAUACUCUCACUUCUGAGGCUGAUAAUUUUACUGAAGCAGUUAGACGAAGUGAGGAAAAAUCUGUUUGGGAAGAAACUGAUAUCGCGGAAGUUCCGCACUCAACACGUUGGUUAACACAACCACUUAUAGAUGGAUUUAUCUCUCGACGAGUGACUUCACAUGUUGGCUUGAAUACUGAAACUAUGUCGCAUACACUGAUGAUGGCCCGAAAAUUAAACCUAGGACUCUCACCAUAUGAACUUUCACCGUACUACUUUGCUAACGAUCUAUUGUCUUCGUGGGGAAUAUUUAGCUCUACUGAAUCUUUAAACUCAGAGAUUAGUGAAGAUGAUGUGAGUCGACUUGUUAAUCUCGCACAUGCUAGCGCUGUACUCCCUUUGUAUCGUUCAGUUUGGUUGAACGGAUCAGCUCUGUGUGAUGACAAUGGAAAUGCCGUUCUUAUUCUUGGAUCAAGAAAAAGUGGGAAAACCACUCUUGCCUUACAUUGUUUAGCUAAUUCAUCGUCUUCUCUUCGUCUAAUAGGUCUUGAAAAUUUUCAUCUUGCACCAUCAACUGCUGUUGUAAAUAGAUCAACAAGCGGAGACGGGUCAAUAUUUCUUCUGAUGGGUAUUCCUUCAUCUGCAAAAGUGGGCAUAGGUGCUAUUAUAGGAACACUUCGUCCAAAUCCAAUAUUAGCACAGGUUUCCCAGGAUUUUAACUAUUCUACAAGUAUCAUUCAUAAAAUUCUGCAAAAUAGUGAAAAUGUAAUAUGGAAUAUGGCAUCUCGAUACCAAGUUAAUAUCAGUGAAGCAUUUGGGUCCCAACGUUGGUCUCCUACUUGGUUUGGACGACUUAAAGGUAUAGUUGUUUUGAAUUGGGACAUCCAAGAACUAUCACUUCCACAGUCAAGUAUAAACCCGAAAUGUUUUCAACAUCAAACAAUAUUAGAUAAACAAAAAACGUUAACAGCUAUUGCUGAAAAAAGUAGUACUGCACUUUUCAAGGGACAUUACCUUAUUCGUUCUACUUAUGAUGAAUCUAGCGCAUUUGAAGCCCUGGAUAGCAUACUAUUCACAGGUAAAGGGUCUGAAACACCUCCAGUAUACGAAUUAACAGGCUCUGUUAGUUUUGAUAUGGCUGUUCAGCUAAUAUGCCGACAUUUACUAAAGGACAGCACCUAA